Molecule: messenger RNA, 4515 nt
Organism: Synchiropus splendidus (mandarinfish)
Lineage: Eukaryota; Metazoa; Chordata; Actinopteri; Syngnathiformes; Callionymidae
Gene: smarcc1a
Product: SWI/SNF related, matrix associated, actin dependent regulator of chromatin, subfamily c, member 1a
Exons: 27
Coding region: 66-3380 (1104 amino acids)
Biological process (GO): positive regulation of DNA-templated transcription
Cellular component (GO): SWI/SNF complex; npBAF complex; nBAF complex
Molecular function (GO): nucleosomal DNA binding; histone binding
Source: RefSeq, a predicted model, not a curated record
GCCGUAGCGUCGGCAGCUAGCACGGAGCGCGAGCUGAAGAGACGAACGCAGCGGACAAACACACAAUGGCGACGGCGGGGACUACUGCAGGCGGACCGGCCACCGGCCCGGUCGGCGGCGGGACCGCAUUGGGACGUAAAAAAGACGGCGGCCCGUCUACCAAGUUCUGGGAGAGUUCGGAGACGGUAUCUCAACUGGAGACGGUUCGCUUGUGGAUCAUGAAGCACUACAAGAAGUAUGUCCAGAAUGACUCCCCCUCCAGCAAGUCUUUAGGGGGUCUGGUGGUCCAGCUGCUACAGUUUCAGGAGGAUGCUUUUGGCCGCAGGGUCAACAAUCCCGCUCUCACCAAACUUCCAACCAAAUGUUUCCUAGACAUGAAGGCUGGUGGCGCCCUCUGCCACAUUCUAGGGUCUGUGUACAAGUUCAAGAGUGAGCAGGGCUGGCGUCGCUUUGACCUGCAGAACCCAUCCAGGAUGGACAGGAACGUGGAGAUGUUCUUAAAUGUGGAGAAGAACUUGGUCCAGAACAACUGCUUGACACGUCCCACCGUGUUUUUGUCCCCGGACAUCGACCAGAAGCAGGCCAGCAAGCUAAAGGAUGCCAUCAAGAGACACCAGGGCUCCAUCACAGAGGACAAAUCCAAGGCCACACACCACAUCUACCCUUCGUCAUCUCAACCAGAGGAAGAGGAGUGGCUCCGUCCAGUCAUGAAGAAGGACAAACAGGUGCUGGUCCACUGGGGUCUGUACCCUGACAGCUAUGACACCUGGGUUCCAGCUGGUGAAGUUGAUGGAGACGUGGAGGAUCCCCCCAGCACCGAGCGUCCAUGGAAGGUCCAUGCGCGGUGGGUUCUGGACACAGACGCAUUCAAUGAGUGGAUGAAUGAGGAAGACUACGAGGUGGAUGAGAACAAGAAACCAAUCAGCUUCCGCCAGAAGAUCUUCCCCAAGGAGGAGGAGUCUUCCCGUACCCCCGAUCGCAAGGAGCGCAAGGCCAACAACUCCGCUGGCAAGAAGAGGAGGCGCUCCCCAUCACCGCCCAGCACUCCCGCCGAGUCCCGCAAGAAGGGAGGGAAGAAAGGGAACCCUGGACUCCACUGGAAGAGGCGUGGCCACAAAGGCGAGGAGGAGGACACAGAGGAGGAUGUGACCAAAGACCUGGACGAUUCGUCGGCCGGUGCAAGCAUUGAGGAGGGCAGCAUGACCAAGAAUGAUGACAUGGAGGAAGAUUCUGUGAUGUCAGCUGGGAAGGACGAGGAGGACCAGAGCAAGGCAGAAGUUAGCCGUCUGAUGGACACCAACGAGGAUAAUGUCACGGAACAGACUCAUCACAUCAUCAUCCCAAGCUACAGUGCCUGGUUCGACUACAACUGCAUCCAUGAGAUUGAGCGACGAGCACUGCCCGAGUUUUUUAAUGGGAAGAACAAGUCCAAGACCCCUGAAAUAUACCUGGCAUAUCGGAACUUCAUGAUUGACACUUAUCGACUGAAUCCCCAGGAGUAUCUGACCUCCACGUCCUGCCGCAGGAAUCUGACGGGCGACGUCUGCGCCAUCAUGAGGGUUCAUGCCUUCUUGGAGCAGUGGGGUUUGGUGAACUAUCAGGUGGACUCUGAGAGCAGGCCGCUACCCAUGGGCCCCCCUCCAACCCCUCACUUCACUGUGCUGGCCGACACCCCUUCUGGUCUGAUGCCUCUCAACCACAGACCUCCUGUGAUACCCCCUCCUCAGCAAAUGCCCAACUUUGUGGACAAGGUGAAAGACAAAGCCAUCGACCUGCAGAACUUCGGCCUCCGCAGUGACCUGUACAAGAAGAACGCAAAGCAGGCCAAAGCAGCGACCUCCACCCGCGAGUGGACUGAGCAGGAGACUCUGCUACUGCUUGAGGCACUGGAGAUGUACAAGGAUGACUGGAACAAGGUGUCGGAGCAUGUUGGCUCACGAACACAGGACGAGUGCAUACUGCACUUUCUGCGACUGCCCAUUGAGGAUCCGUACCUGGAGAAUUCUGAGGCUACUCUGGGUCCUCUGGCAUAUCAGCCGGUGCCCUUCAGUCAAUCUGGCAACCCUGUGAUGAGCACCGUGGCCUUCCUGGCCUCUGUGGUUGACCCCCGAGUGGCGUCCGCUGCUGCCAAAGCUGCGCUGGAGGAAUUCUCUCGGGUGCGUGAAGAGGUCCCGUCUGAGCUGGUGGAGGCUCACGUCAAGAAGGUGCAGGAGGCAGCAAGGAACACCGGGAAGGUGGAUCCUGCUUUUGGCCUGGAGAGCAGUGGCAUUGCUGGUACUGCUCCAGAGGAGCCAGAAAAGACAGAAACAUCAGAGGCGGAAAAAAUGGAGACCGACUCGGACUCACAGCAGGGUGACAAGGCCGAGUCCAAAGACGAGGCGGAGAAACCUGCUGAGUCUGCAGAGAAGAACGACAAGGGGGAGACAUCGGACAAGGUGAAGAAAGAGGUGGGGGAGGUGUCGGAGCGGGAGGAGGAGAGCGAGGACGGCAUGGAGGACAAGAGCUCUCCAGCAGACAAAGACAAGGAUGAGGAGAUGGAGACGUCGUCCUCCGAGCAGGAGAAGGAUAAAGAGGAGAAAGCCUCAGCAGAGGAAGGAGAUGACAGGAAGAAGAAGCUAGAGCAUGACAUUGGAGAAGGAAACAUCGCCACCGCUGCUGCUGCCGCUUUGGCGUCAGCUGCUACUAAAGCAAAGCACUUGGCGGCGGUGGAGGAGCGCAAGAUCAAGUCUCUGGUGGCUCUGCUGGUGGAGACGCAGAUGAAGAAGCUGGAGAUCAAGCUAAGGCACUUCGAGGAGCUAGAAACCAUCAUGGACCGUGAGAAGGAGGCGCUGGAGCUGCAGCGGCAGCAGCUUCUCACUGAACGUCAGGCCUUCCACAUGGAGCAGCUGAAGUACGCCGAGAUGAAGGCCCGGCAACAGAUGGAGCAACAGGCGGCCGCCGCUGCCGCUGCUGCCGCUCAUGCCCAAGGUCAGACUCCUGGGUCUGGACCUGCUCCUCCAGGCAUGCACCCUGGAGGACCUCACCACGGAGGGCCUCCUCACCACGGUGCUCCCCCGUCUCACCACGGCGGACCUCCCCCGGGGGCCGCCAUGCACCCCGGCUACCCUCCGAUGGGCCACCAUCCAAUGGCACCGCACCACCCGGGACAGAGCGGACCCAUGGUGCCCAGUCAGCCAAUGCCUGGUCGCAUGAUGGCCGGCCCCCCUUCUGUCGGCCCGGUCCCUGGUGGGAUGCCUCCUAUGAUGCCACCGCGUCACCCCGGAGCACCCAACGGCAUGUACCCCGGCCCCCCUCCUGCGCAGGCUGACGCUGUGCCCGCCGUGCCCCACGCCCCUGUGGCUCCUUCAGCACCACCAAGUGGACGAGUGACUGACAACUAAGACUCACGCACAUUACACACAAAAUCACAGGCAAAAUUCCAAAUUUUUCUGAUGGCCUUUGCUACUGGCUCGGUAGUCUCCCCAUCUCACCCUGAAUAACUGCGGACGUAACAUACACACACUCUCUCAGGGUCAGCGGCGAAGGGUCGUCUAGUAAUAAACACUGUUUUCUGCUCUGUUGAGUUGAAGCUGCGUCUAAAAGUCUGCAGUUUCUCUAUGCUUCGUUUUCUUCCAUCAAUAAGUAACACGUCUCCUACCACCAGAGGGAGUUAGAGAGUCCCAACCACCGGUCGAGGGGAACCAUCCAUGGAGAGUUUCUACCACUCUCCACUUAACUAUACACUGAAGUCAGCUGUGAAGCGAGGUCACACCCGUACUCUCCUCUGAAAAAGAAACACCUGUUGGCACUUGUGGGCCUGCUUUGCUCCAUCAGUAGCUGGUAGCUAAUAUUCAAGUUUCCCCUUGAAGAUUCUAAGGACCCAGUGCUCCUCCACCGGAACAUAUUUUUGUCAUGUUGCGAAACACACCAACGCUAGCUGGUUCGCUAAGACUCUGACCGUCAGACACUGUAGCUUACAAGCCCCGCCCCUCUGCUCACAGCUUCCUGUCUACCUCGCUAGCUUGCUCCUUUGCUGUCUGUUUUCUACUGAAGCUUUAUCGGUUCACCGCAGCAGCAACACGCUGAUGAUGGAAGCUCAGCUCAAGUGUCGAUCAGGACUCGUGUCAUGGCCUCCACUUAAAUAAUCUGUGUCAUCACCGCCGCACCAGGCUUCUUGCUCGACUCUUCGCCACACGUGACUUAACCCCUGCGCCCCCGACUUCCCACUGCUCCUCCGCUAGCUACCUCCUCUAGACCCUCCUGGCCUACCUCUCCCUCCUUGUUUCUUACCGCUCGACUGCUGCGUCACGGGCGUUGCCCUCGUCGUCCUGCUGGACCAGAACCCGACGUUGCCCACCUGAGAACGUCACUUGGUAUGAUGCGUUACUUUCUGUUGAUGGUCGUGUAUUUUUAAAGAUUUUUGUGUAGAUGGACGUCGAUGUUCGCUUGUAGGAUUUUCUUUUCACUUAUUUUGUAUGUUGAGGUUCUGUUGGUACUUGGACCUGGACGCCGUCAAAUAAACUGUUUUGUACGAGA